GAGGGGGAGUGAACUUGUGGACAGCAGUCAUAUUUUUUUUUUUGGAGAAACAUUAUAGUAUUUUUUACCUAUUUUGUGUGAGCAGUUGCAGUUCCACCGGAAGCUGUCUGGGAUCUUCCCAGCAGUUCAGUAGAUGUCCACCCCUUCAGACACAUCAGGUGGUAUGUCCCAUCCUGGUCCUUCCCCGGGGCCAGGCCUGUCCCCAGGUCCCAUCCUGGGCCCCAGCCCUGGCCCGGACCCCUCACCAGGCUCUGUUCACAGUAUGAUGGGACCUAGCCCUGGACCCGGAACACCUAAUGCACCUCAUGGCAUGCAGGGCCAGGCACAGAGCGAGUACUCUCAGGACGGCAUGUAUUCUAUGCACAAGCCCAUGGAGGGAAUGAAUGAUAAGACCAUGGCAGACGCGAUGCACUUCGGUCAUAUGAAAGGUGUGGGGAUGAGAUCUCUCCACAGUGGCAUGGGGCCUCCACAGAGUCCUAUGGACCAGCACAGCCAAGGUUACAUGUCCCCCCAUCCAUCCCCCAUGGGGGUCCAUGAGCACGCUUCUAGCCCGAUGUCAGGAGGCGGAGGAGGUGGGGGACCCACACCGCCACACAUGCCUCCUUCUCAGGCAGGCACUAUGAUACCCAUGGAUUCCCAGGGAGCCAUGUCCAGCAUGGCUCAGCAGGGCCGGGGACCUUCUGCUUUCAGUCCGGUCCAACUGCAGCAACUCAGAGCACAAAUCUUGGCUUACAAGAUCCUUGGCCGUGGGCAACCCCUGCCUGAAAACCUCCAGCUGGCUGUUCAGGGCAAGAGGAGCCUACCCACAAUGCAACAGCAGCAGCAGCAGCAACAACAGCAACAACAACAGCAGCAGCAACAACAACAACAACAACAACAACAACAACAACAACAACAACAGCAGCAGCAGCAACAGGCACCAAGUGCUAGUCCUUAUAACAGGCCUCCAGGCAUGCAGAUGGCACCAUUGGUUGGACCCCAGUCAAGUCCCUGCCCCACACCAGCCAUGCAAGGUCACAAGACCUGGCCUGAUGGGCAGGGUGGUGAAAAUCAAGCUAGCGCUCAGAAGCACCUCACCCCGGCUGCCAGUGGACGCCCCUCCCCUGCACCUCCUCAGACCUCCGCUGUGCCAGCCGGGCCCAUGCCAGGCAGCUCAGUGACUCCUCAGCCUCCCGGUCAGCAGGUGUCCCCCAUGCCCCAGAUGCAGCAGAAGCAGAACCGCAUCACGCCUAUCCAGAAGCCCCAGGGCUUGGACCCGGUGGGGAUCUUGCAAGAGAGAGAGUACAGACUGCAGGCUCGGAUUGCACAUCGAAUCCAAGAACUGGAGAGUCUGCCAGGCUCCCUGCCUCCUGACUUGAGGACUAAAGCCACAGUGGAGCUCAAGGCCCUGCGUCUACUCAAUUUCCAGCGGCAGCUGAGGCAGGAUGUCGUGGCGUGUAUGAGGCGGGACACAACCCUCGAGACGGCCCUGAACUCGAAGGCCUACAGACGCAGCAAGCGCCAGACGCUGAGGGAAGCACGCAUGACUGAGAAGCUGGAGAAACAGCAGAAGCUCGAGCAGGAGAAGAAGCGCAGACAGAAACAUCAGGAAUAUCUGAACAGCAUCCUUCAGCACGCUAAAGACUUCAAGGAGUACCAUCGGUCUGUGACUGGCAAAAUCCAGAAGCUCACCAGAGCCGUCGCCACAUGGCACACCAACACAGAGCGCGAGCAGAAGAAGGAGACCGAGAGGAUCGAGAAGGAGAGGAUGAGGAGACUUAUGGCAGAAGAUGAGGAAGGCUAUCGAAAGCUGAUUGACCAAAAGAAGGACAAGCGUCUGGCGUACCUGCUGCAGCAGACAGACGAGUACGUGGCCAACCUCACCACCCUGGUGUACGAACACAAAGCCGCCCAAGCUGCCAAGGAGAAGAAGAGGAAGAAGAAGAAAAAGAAGAAGAUGGAUGGAGAUGGAGAGGGCACCAGUGCAAUUGGACCUGAUGGAGAACCAAUGGAUGAGAGCAGCCAGAUGAGCGAGCUGCCAGUCAAAGUGAUUCAGACGGAGACGGGGAAAGUUUUGCAGGGAACAGAUGCUCCCAAAUCCAGCCAGCUUGAGGCCUGGCUCGAGAUGAACCCUGGGUACGAAGUUGCCCCGAGGUCAGACAGCGAAGAGAGCGGCUCAGAGUUUGAGGAGGAGGAUGAAGAGGAGAUGGCCAAGGCAGAAACAGAGGAGAAGAUAAUCGAUCCCAAUGGAGUUGAAGUGUUUGUGACGGCGGCCAAGCACAUUAUCGAGUCCGCCAAGCAAGAUGUGGAUGAUGAGUACAGUGUUCCUACGGGACAAACCAGCUCCCAGUCUUACUACGGUGUUGCUCAUGCCGUCAUUGAGAGAGUGGAGAAGCAGUCCACGCUGCUCAUCAACGGCUCCCUCAAACAUUACCAGAUCCAGGGCCUGGAGUGGAUGGUGUCCCUAUAUAACAACAAUCUGAACGGCAUCCUGGCUGAUGAGAUGGGCCUCGGCAAAACCAUCCAGACCAUCGCCCUCAUCACCUACCUGAUGGAGCACAAGAGGCUCAACGGUCCCUAUCUCAUCAUCGUUCCUCUCUCGACUUUGUCUAACUGGGUCUAUGAACUUGACAAGUGGGCACCUUCUGUGGUCAAAAUUUCUUACAAGGGCACCCCUGCCUUACGUCGUGGGCUUGUACCUCAGCUCCGCAGCGGGAAGUUCAAUGUUUUGCUGACAACCUACGAAUACAUCAUCAAGGACAAGCACAUACUGGCCAAGAUCCGUUGGAAGUACAUGAUUGUGGACGAAGGUCACCGCAUGAAGAACCAUCACUGUAAACUGACUCAGGUGCUGAACACCCACUACGUGGCUCCCCGUCGCCUCCUCCUAACCGGUACUCCACUACAGAACAAGCUGCCCGAGCUGUGGGCUCUGCUCAACUUCCUCCUGCCCACCAUCUUCAAGAGCUGCAGCACCUUCGAGCAGUGGUUCAACGCCCCGUUCGCCAUGACAGGAGAGAGGGUUGACCUAAAUGAGGAGGAGACCAUCCUGAUCAUCAGGCGUUUGCAUAAAGUGCUCCGCCCGUUCCUGCUGCGUAGGCUGAAGAAAGAGGUGGAGUCUCAGCUGCCAGAGAAGGUGGAGUAUGUCAUAAAAUGUGACAUGUCUGCUAUACAGAAGGUUCUGUACCGACACAUGCAGAAAGGAAUCCUUCUCACUGACGGCUCGGAGAAAGACAAGAAGGGCAAAGGAGGAGCGAAGACCCUGAUGAACACCAUCAUGCAGCUGAAGAAGAUCUGCAAUCAUCCGUACAUGUUCCAGCACAUCGAGGAAUCCUUUGCUGAGCACUUGGGUUAUCCAAACGGCAUCAUCUCUGGGCCUGAUCUUUAUCGAGCUUCUGGGAAGUUUGAGCUUCUUGAUCGUAUCCUGCCGAAGCUACACGCCACCAACCACAGAGUUCUUCUCUUCUGCCAGAUGACCACUCUCAUGACCAUCAUGGAGGACUACUUCAGCUACCGCAACUUUCAAUACUUGCGUCUAGACGGAACCACCAAGUCCGAGGACCGAGCUUCUCUGCUGAAGAAGUUUAACGAGGAAGGAUCUCAGUACUUCAUCUUCCUGCUCAGUACCAGAGCCGGCGGCCUCGGCCUCAACCUGCAGGCCGCUGACACUGUCGUCAUCUUUGACAGCGACUGGAACCCACACCAGGACCUUCAGGCUCAGGAUCGCGCUCACCGCAUCGGCCAGCAGAAUGAAGUGCGUGUGCUGCGCCUCUGCUCCGUCAACAGCGUGGAGGAGAAGAUUUUGGCAGCUGCCAAAUACAAGCUGAACGUGGAUCAGAAGGUCAUCCAGGCCGGCAUGUUCGACCAGAAGUCUUCGAGCCACGAGCGCCGGGCCUUCCUCCAGGCUAUUUUAGAGCACGAGGAGCAGAAUGAGGAGGAAGAUGAGGUGCCCGAUGAUGAAACCCUCAACCAGAUGAUUGCCCGCAAUGAAGAUGAAUUUGAGCUCUUCAUGCGCAUGGACAUGGACCGACGCCGGGAAGACGCCAGGAACCCAAAGCGUAAGCCGCGUCUAAUGGAGGAGGACGAGUUGCCCUCUUGGAUCAUCAAAGACGACGCAGAGGUGGAACGUCUCACGUACGAAGAGGAGGAGGAGAAGAUGUUUGGUCGAGGAUCACGCUGCCGUCGGGAUGUGGACUACAGCGACACGCUGACGGAGAAACAGUGGCUACGGGCCAUUGAGGACGGCAACCUGGAAGAGAUGGAGGAGGAGAUCCGACUGAAAAAGCGCAAACGCAAGAGACGUCAGGACAAGGACUCGUCGAGCAGGGAGGACGGCAGCGCCAAGGCCAAGAAGAAACGUGGACGCCCGCCAGCGGAGAAACUCUCCCCCAAUCCCCCGAAGCUCACCAAGCAGAUGAACACCAUCAUUGAUACAGUGAUCAACUACAGAGACGGGUCAGGAAGACAACUCAGCGAGGUCUUCGUCCAGCUGCCAUCCAGGAAGGAGCUCCCAGAGUAUUACGAGCUGAUCAGAAAACCUGUGGACUUCAAGAAAAUCAAGGAACGUGUCAGGAGCCAUAAAUACAGAAGCGUGGGAGACCUGGAGAAGGACGUGAUGCUGCUUUGUCACAACGCCCAGACCUUCAACCUGGAGGGAUCCCAGAUAUACGAGGACUCAAUCGUCCUCCAGUCUGUGUUCAAGAGCGCCAGGCAGAAGAUUGCCAAGGACGACGAGAGCGAGGAUGACAGCGAUGAUGAUGACGAUGACGAGGAUGAAUCAGACGCUGAGUCCAAGUCAGUGCGGGUUAAGAUCAAGCUGAGUAAGGAGGCGCGCAGCCAUGACAAAGGCAAGAAGAGGCAAAGCCGAGGGAAGGCCAAGCCGGUGGUCAGCGAUGACGACAGCGACGAGGACCUGGACGAUAAUGAUCUGUCAGACAAGAGCAAGAGCGACGAUGAGUGAGUGAGUGAGUGUGUAAGGAGAUGGAUGCGAGGACACGAGGAGAUUGUUUAUAGCACUUAUAAACGAAAGGACGGUAUCUUCCAUUACUGUUGUUCAGGUUCAUAUUCUCUAUUUUUUAAAGAUUUCACUUUAUUCAUCGUCUUUGAUUGUUUUGUCACGUGCAAUUUGUCCCCCCUCCCCCCCCCCCCCCCCCUUCUCCCACCAGCUUGGAAAUGUAUUAGUAAUAAUCAGCUACUGCAAUACCGAUCUGCAUAUAUUCCUGUUUUUAAGACAAUUUUUGUAGUAUAUUUUUUAACUUUUUGUGAUUUAAAAAAAAAAAAAGAUUUAAAUUUCAAUAUGCGGAGAAAACGUACUUUAUUUUAAAUCCCUUGCUUGCACUUUUAGUAAAUGCAAUAUCCAAAUUUUGGAGAAAAAAUAAAUAAAAUAAUAAAUAUAUAUUAUUGCCAAGAACGUCCAAGUUCAAUUUGGGUCGCCACUGGUAAUUAAAAAUGGCAAUCAAUGCAGUUUUUACUUUUAGAGCCCAGCUCAGAUUUACGUCGUGCAGUGCCAAAUGUUGAAAUCGUCAUGUGGCCAAACCCACCCCGCCCCUUCUUAGUUACUGUUGCUACGCCUGUCAAGCUUUCUGUUCCUACACCGCACAUAACGUAGUUUUAAAAGUAAUUUUUUUUUGUCCUUGAAUUCAGACGGAGGUUCUAACGUCUGGGUGAUUUUUUGUCAACUGAAAUUUGACUUUUUAUGACUUUUUUUUUUUUAAUGGUCCUAUAUAUGAACUUGAUGGUUACAUAUUCUGAUAUUGUGCUAAAACACUGAGGCUAAAGUGAACAUCCUCACCAUGUAAUGCUCGUUCAAUGCAGUAAACGGUUAAUUAGUAUUAAAUUGACUCUUACAUACUGUUCAGGGUCAAAAACACCAUAUACACAUUUCUUAUAGCCAGACUUUUCCUAAUGUGACCCACAGUAUACAAAAAUGCAUCAUUUUUUAUAUUUUGGUGCAGCCGAUACACAUUUUCAUAUUUGUAAAUGUAUAAAUUUUGAUGGGUGUUUAUUUAAAAGAAAUCUAAAAUGAGCAUUAAAACAUGUUGAAUUCAUCAUAUUCUAUAAAACGUAAAUAUUUAUUAAUGACUGAUGGGGAAUUUAUGAGUGUGAAUUGGUGUACAGAUGAAUUAGGAGUCAGAAUAUGAACAGUAUGUGAGGGUUAAAUGAAAAAGAAACAUGUAAGUUAAGCAUGUUCAUUAUAAAAUUAAUACAAACCUGUUUGGAUAUUAAGUUUUUUUAACUUUUUG
Messenger RNA from Scomber japonicus (chub mackerel), 6221 nucleotides. It is a transcript of the gene smarca2, whose product is annotated as SWI/SNF related, matrix associated, actin dependent regulator of chromatin, subfamily a, member 2. The transcript has 34 exons. Gene Ontology annotation, molecular function: DNA binding; histone binding; ATP binding. Gene Ontology annotation, biological process: positive regulation of transcription by RNA polymerase II. Bases 134 to 4939 code for a protein of 1601 amino acids. Gene Ontology annotation, cellular component: nucleus. The record is from RefSeq and is a predicted model, not a curated record. Lineage: Eukaryota; Metazoa; Chordata; Actinopteri; Scombriformes; Scombridae.